AUGACACCGUAUGUAUAUUCAACACUUCCCCCAGGGUCCUUUACUCGCAUGAUCCGCCUUUUGCCGCAAAGAGAAAGGAAUGCCCCCAUCGAGUGUGCAAUCGUUCACUACGAUCUCUCAGCGUCGGAAAGUCAAAACCAUCUUUAUGAGGCACUAUCCUAUACAUGGGGUAGCAAUUAUAAGCCCAAAUCGAUCGUGAUUAAUAAUUCCCUUCUCCCUGUGACCGAGAAUCUUCACACUGCCCUCUUGUACCUUCGGGACCACCAACUCGAGAGGAUCUUGUGGGUUGAUGCGAUCUGCAUAAAUCAAGAAGACAAUAAAGAGAAGAAUACACAAAUUUCGCUUAUGAGAGCUAUUUACGCACAGGCAGAUCGCGUAAUUAUCUGGCUUGGGGUGCCAGACCAAAGUGGCGAAAACGCACUCGACACGAUCCAUCAACUUGCAGAGAAAAAAGUAAUACUGAAUUCGGGAACCCAAAAUGUUCGCUUGUCAAGAGCAGAUUAUUAUGCUUGCAUGAGGUUGCUAAAACAUGAUUGGUUUCGCCGUAUCUGGGUGCUACAGGAGGUCGGUGUUGCUCGAUCCAUCAUAUUUCGAUGUGGCCUAGCUCAAGUCAACGGCUAUGCUUUCUGUGAAGGUCUCAGCGGACUUACGCUAUCACUACUACCAGAACACGUGCUUCCAGUCAUUCCUCUUGUCCGGAAUUCGAUUGCACGGCCACGAAGUUCACAAAAACUCCCAGGUAGCCUUCCUAUAGGGGAGUUGCUCGAUACGUAUCAUACCCACUUCGCAUCGGUGCCACACGACAAAAUAUAUGCCUUGCUAGGAUUGUGCUCAGAUAAUCCUGAAACACCAUGUUUAAGACCAAACUAUCAACUUGCAUUCAGUGCCGUUGUUAGACAAGUCGUAACAUACGUUUUCAGAGGAAACCAUUCUGUGGAAGUGCAGCCUGGCACUAAUAUAGCCGUGAUCAAAGGCAAGGGGUGGAUCUUGGGUCGUAUCACGUCAGUCGAAAGCAGCAAGCAUCUUCAUGACUACCAAACCAUUAGCAUUGCCUUUCAUGAGAGUACCCUAGGGGUGGCCUUCAAGAAUGAAUGGGGAAAAGAAUGGGUAAUUCACGCUUCAGCAAGACCAGUCCAGGUAUAUGAUAUAGUCUGCUUCUUGCACCGAGCUUCAAAGCCAACAAUUGUGAGACUUAGAAAAGGUGGCCGAAUUAGUGUCAUCGUCAGUAUGACAACUCCAGAGAUCGUUAAGAGAAUGAAUGGAUACGGAUCAUUUCGCCAACAAUCUGAGAGAAAGAUAUCAGACAUACAAAAUGAAGUCAAAAACAUAUCACCUGUCGACUUAAUUCUCACCUGGGACAUCGAUCAAGCUCACAGAGAGAGCAACAGUGAUAUGACGACUCCGGGAGUGUCGGAUAUUCGAAGCCCAGAGAGCCUAUGGCAGACUUUGCUCGAAAAGAAAAGGGAAAUAAGAUCGACUAUUGUGUCAUACUCUUAUACAAAUACCGGUAAGCGAAAGAGCGCUUGAGGCGGCUGCAGCGCAUUGUGACAUGGGAUAUCGACUCUUAAGAGUUAUGCUUGACGACCGACAAGUGAAGCUGCCGAUAACAAUCGAAUCGAUCAACAACGCGACAGACAUUUAUAGGGUUUUGUAUCUUCUUUUUCGCCGCACGGAUAAAAUACGCAUCACUGAAGAUGUAGUCAACAA
This is a messenger RNA of Aspergillus vadensis CBS 113365, 1707 nucleotides long. Its product is annotated as HET domain-containing protein. Lineage: Eukaryota; Fungi; Ascomycota; Eurotiomycetes; Eurotiales; Aspergillaceae. The transcript has 3 exons. The record is from RefSeq and is a predicted model, not a curated record. The coding region runs from base 1 to 1527 and encodes 508 amino acids.